AAAUGAAACUACCAACUUUGGUCCAAUUGGACCGAAACGGCAACACUGUAUUCAACAUGCCUUGACCGUAAGGCAGAGAAACACGUAACAGCUAAUUCAAAGUAUGUAAUCCAAAAAGAAGUUUCAUUUCAUUUGAAUAAAGUUUCAUUGAAACUGAAAAAGGUUUCAUUUAUGCCCCUAUUACGGUUUACAACUCAACUCCAUUUCAGUUGAAAACUUACAAUUUGGUAUUAUCGAUAACAACUCAACCUGUCAAAAAAUUUUUGGUUGUAUUUAUAUCGUCUUACAACUUUUUUGUGGUAUUACCGUUUACCACCCUGUGCUAGUUCGGUUGACAAAAGUAUCGAAAAUCGACAACUCAUUACUAGCAGUUCUUUUGAACAAAUUUUUAAGCGAAAAUGGAAAGCGGGUAAUUAAAUUUUUUUAAUUUGUCUUAAACCAAUAUCUUAAUCAGGAAUUUCUUACAAAUUUGUAGAAAAAACAAAGUUACAACAAAACAACAGUUUGAAAAACUAGUUGAGCUGAUGGAGCAGCAUCCCGAAACUGGACGACGCAAGCCGCAAUUUGGAAGCAGCAAAAGUAAAAGCAAGGGAUUGUGGGAGCAAUUUGCCAUAGAGCUAAACAGUUUAGGACCACCAACAAGAACUGCGCACGAGUGGGGACGAGUUUGGAUACACUAUAAGGCAAAUUUAAAAAGGAAGCUUGCCAACAAUCGCAGCAAUAUUAUUGCAACUGGUGGUGGUCCGUCGCAAGAGGUUUCUUUAAAUCCACUAGAAGAAAGUGUUGCGGAACUUAUUCAGAUAAGGGAACAAGUUGCAUCCAGUGGCCGGGCGUUCGGGGUAGAGAAUAUACCACCGGUGAUGGAUGGCGAAGAAAUAUAAGACGGCUUAGUUGCAGCUUCGUCCAUGGUUGAUGAGCCCCAGGUAACAAACAUUGAAGAUCAGCCCUAUUCGUCAGCAUCGCGUGUACAAAAUCGCCGCAGAAGCUGCAAUUUAGAAACUGAGCGUCUAGA
Molecule: messenger RNA, 1012 nt
Organism: Rhagoletis zephyria (snowberry fruit fly)
Lineage: Eukaryota; Metazoa; Arthropoda; Insecta; Diptera; Tephritidae
Source: RefSeq, a predicted model, not a curated record